Messenger RNA from Trichoderma virens Gv29-8, 1590 nucleotides. RefSeq lists its product as uncharacterized. Gene Ontology annotation, biological process: regulation of DNA-templated transcription. The record is from RefSeq and is a predicted model, not a curated record. Bases 1 to 1590 code for a protein of 529 amino acids. Lineage: Eukaryota; Fungi; Ascomycota; Sordariomycetes; Hypocreales; Hypocreaceae. Gene Ontology annotation, molecular function: zinc ion binding; DNA-binding transcription factor activity, RNA polymerase II-specific. The transcript is spliced from 4 exons.
AUGUUUGUCGGACCCUUUGACGGCCGCAAGAAGAAGUCUCGCUGCCAAGCAUGUUCGACCAGCCAUCUCAAGUGUUCUGGCCAGAUGCCUUGCAGUCAUUGCGAACGUCGGCGCAUUGCUUGCAUAUUUCCAUCUACCCAAAAAGACAAUUCACGAAUUAUUCUGGUUGAUAGAGGGAAGCAAAAGACUCCUGCAACCUUCAAGUCACCUAAUCGAGAAAGGCGGAAGCAGUCACCCUCGACAAGUUCAGCAUCCGCUGUUUCUCCACCGUCGCGACUUUUAGACAACAAACUAUCGUUUCUUUACUAUUUUGACGUCUUUGUUGGCCGGAAUAAUUUUACUGGAAAGGAGCGUUCGUUGGUUGAUGAAGUUAAACAACUCUCCGGGCUUCACUCUGGCUCAUAUCUCAUGGAUGCUAUGGUAUCCCUCGGUGCGAUACAAGCAGUCAAGUUGAAUGCAUCAGAUGUUCCUUCGCGGAACGAAUGUUUGGCGACUGCGCUAGAAUACUACUCGAAAUCCAUCAUAGGGUUGCGCGACUCCAUUAAUAGUCCGAGGAAAGGCGACGAUAACCUGCAUAACACAGUACUGUGGACGACACUCUUCCUUGGCCUAUUCGAGUUGAUCAAUGACGAAACUGGUGAUGGAUGGCAGCAGCAUAUGACCCAUGGCACGGCCAAAGCCCUGGAAGCCAGCGGCCCGGUAAAGUGUCGAGCCGGCCCGAGUCGAAAGUUCUUUGUCCAAGCACGCAUUUUCGAAGUGUCGCGUACUAUCUUGGGGAAUGAAUCAACGUUUCUCACGCAGCCUGAAUGGAUGGACCUUUCCAGGCGGAUGUGGACUGGAGAGCACGGAGAUGAGUGGCAUCCCUUGGACUCUUUGCUCGAUAUCAUGGUCAUGGUAUCCAAUUUGCGGGUUAGAACGGCCAAAUUUAUUGAAAUACAAGAAAAAAGCCCCGACAAGGAACCCACUCCGGAAGCUCAGUCCAUAUGCUCCGACGCAGUUACUUUGCGAGAAGCUCUAAGUAGCUGGUAUUCAUCGUAUGCGCAGCCCGCAGCUAAAUCAGCUACUCACAUACCGGAUGAGGAAGAUGCCAGCUUGCUACUCUCGAGGAUAUUCUUCGCCGCCAUUAGCAUCUAUCUGUCUGGAAUAUUCGAUUAUGAAAUAUCCCAUUGGCAUCCCCUUGGUCUCAUACCGCCCACGCUGGAUGAGAAAACUGUCCAAACGCAUACAAACACAAUACUUGGGCUCUCUACCUUGGCUCUCGAUACGACUAACCUCUCGCCGUUACUGUUCUUGUUUCCGUUAACGAUAGCUGGAGCCAGAUCCAGAACGCAAUGGCAGCGAGAUUGGAUAGCCAAGCUACUAUCGAGGAUCGGCAUUGGGUUUGCUGUGGCGACUGCCAUUGCAACGGAGCUGAGCUAUGUUUGGGAAAUAUUUGGCCUCGAGCCUGAUGGAGACGAGAAUGCGCUGGAGGUGUUUGGAGAGAUGUAUGGAGCACCCAUGGCGCCUCUGAUUCCCGUUGCGACGACAGAAUAUAUCCAAGCCGGAGAUUUUGAUCUUGCAAUUAAUGGCCUGGACCUGGAGCCUAGAUGA